Molecule: messenger RNA, 348 nt
Organism: Fraxinus pennsylvanica
Lineage: Eukaryota; Viridiplantae; Streptophyta; Magnoliopsida; Lamiales; Oleaceae
Source: the annotation of a GenBank genome assembly
AUGGGGAAUUGCUGCCCCCAGGGCGCCGCAGAUGACUCUCCAACAGGCGAUAAUGAGGUGGGAAAAGCCGAAUCCAAGUCGAAACACCAUGAAAAUGCUUCAAUGGGUAACGCCAUAGCCCCAACUAAUACCACUCCACCUUCUGCCUCUCCUAAUCACUCCACAAAGCCUUUGAAACCAACACCGAUUGGGCCGGUUUUAGGGCAGCCAAUGGAGGAUGUCUGCUCGACUUACACCAUCGGAAAAGAGCUCGGGAGAGGACAAUUCGGGGUGACGCAUUUGUGUACAAACAGAAAAAGGGAGAGCAAUUUGCAUGCAAAACGGAUUAAUUUAAUCAAUGAGCACUGA